This is a messenger RNA of Xyrauchen texanus (razorback sucker), 6829 nucleotides long. Its product is annotated as neuroligin-2-like. Gene Ontology annotation, molecular function: signaling receptor activity; neurexin family protein binding. NCBI's taxonomy places the organism in Eukaryota, Metazoa, Chordata, Actinopteri, Cypriniformes, Catostomidae. The transcript has 10 exons. Gene Ontology annotation, biological process: chemical synaptic transmission; synaptic vesicle endocytosis; presynaptic membrane assembly. Bases 1068 to 3554 code for a protein of 828 amino acids. Gene Ontology annotation, cellular component: postsynaptic specialization membrane; cell surface; synapse. The record is from RefSeq and is a predicted model, not a curated record.
CACAGCAUCUCUCCCAAUGCAAAGAGUCUCGGAAAUACGGGGAACACUGUUGCAGUCGCGGUGCACCAGAGCCGGUGAGCACCAAGACCGCCUUUGGUAGCAGGAAUCAGAUGCUGAAGAUGCUUACACAUUGCAUCUAGGAUUUCGCGUGAAAUCAGCGUUGGUAGCCGGGAAACCGGAUUAUCUCGCGUCAAAUACGUUUAAACGAAAAUAGAAUGUUAGUUAGACAAAAAGAGGGGAUUAAAAGGUCAUAGAAGUGUACAGAAUUUUUUAUUUUUUCCUCCUCUUAUGCUGUGAUGGGAGAAACGGGCUGUCGUUUCCAAACAAGAAAUUCAACGUACAAAUUCAACUAGACUUCAUUGACGUACACGUUUAGUUAAUAGAGCGACGCACGUACGCAAAUCUACACUUCUGAAAUCGUGUCCUAUGAAUGUCUCUCUGAUGUAGGGGUGUUGUGAGGAGAAGACGUGAAACAUUUCUUGCUAUUUUAUGCUCGGACAACUUGUGGUUUAUUCGGAGACGCUAUAUAUGAAAGGAUGCAGUUUACGCUGAUGGAAUUGCGCUGACAACAACUGAGAAAACGAGGAAAUACCAUAGAUCUCAGUAUACACAAACCGUCGAAUUCUGCCUGCUGCUCAUUCUCAGGGUCGCGGGGGGCUGGAGCCUAUCCCAGCUAACAUUGGGCGAAAGGCGGGGGACACCCUGGACAGGUCGCCAGUCAAUCACAGGAUCAGCGAUCAUCUGCAUGACCUCUGUGACUGACCCCAUGAGACAGGCCCAGGGAGAUGGAACGUAACAGACUUUUCACCUUUAGUCUCUGCUGCAUUUCAACAACAACCCACCAGGGCUGAGCACGACAUAAGCCACUCGUCCACCCCAACCCUUCCACAGUUCCCCCAUUCCUUUCCUCCCUUCUCUUGUUCCCUCUUCCUGAAAGACACCCAAACAAACCAACAGGUUCACUUGUUCUUCUUCUUUGUUGUUUCCUUUGUCCUUCACCUGACACAAAGCAAAGAGGAAAUUAAUAAACCAGUGGAGUGAAGAGAGAAAGAAAGAACGAGACAGUCAUGUAUUCUCCCCAUGCCUGUAAACGUGACUUGGGCCAUACCCACAAGUCAGAGGCCACCCACACAAUCUCCAUCCUUUGGCUGGCACUCUGGAUAACACUGGCAGCAUGCCAACAUAUUGAUCCUGGCAUCAAGUAUCCCACUGUCACCACAAACUACGGCAAGUUGCGUGGUAUAAAAAAAGAGCUCAACAACGAGAUCUUGGGUCCUGUGGAACAGUAUCUGGGUAUCCCGUACGCCACAGCGCCAAUCGGAGACCGUCGUUUCCAGCCACCUGAAGCUCCUGGGUCCUGGCAGGAAGUGCGGAACGCCACGCAGUUCACCCCUGUGUGUCCGCAGAGUGUGCAUGGUGUUUUGCCCGAGAUCAUGCUGCCUGUCUGGUUUACCGACAGUCUGGAUGUAGCAGCCACAUACAUUCAGAAUCAGAGUGAAGACUGCCUCUACCUCAAUGUAUAUGUGCCCACAGAGGACGGUCCACUCACAAAAAAACUUGAUGAGUCAACACUGAACCGGCCACGAGAUGAAGACAUCCGUGACCGUAGGAAGAAACCUGUCAUGCUUUUCAUUCAUGGUGGAUCAUAUAUGGAAGGAACCGGAAACAUGUUUGAUGCCAGCGUGCUCGCAGCGUACGGCAACGUCAUUGUGGUCACCAUGAACUACAGACUAGGAGUUCUGGGUUUCCUUAGCACAGGAGAUCAGUCUGCUAAAGGAAACUAUGGUCUGUUGGAUCAAAUCCAGGCACUGCGUUGGCUGAAUGAGAAUAUUGGACACUUCGGUGGUGACCCUGAGCGAAUCACUGUCUUUGGUUCUGGGGCUGGAGCGUCAUGUGUCAACCUUCUCAUCCUGUCGCACCACUCUGAGGGGCUGUUUCAGAGAGCCAUAGCUCAGAGUGGUUCAGCCAUCUCUAGCUGGUCCAUUAACUAUCAGCCCUUGAAGUACACCAAGAUUCUGGCCCGUAAAGUGGGAUGCACGUAUGGGGAGACUGCGGACCUUGUGGACUGUCUUCGCAGGAAAAACUUCAGAGACCUGGUGGAUCAGGACAUCCAGCCGGCCCGCUACCACAUUGCGUUUGGACCUGUGGUGGACGGAGACGUUGUGCCAGAUGACCCUGAGAUCCUCAUGCAGCAGGGGGAGUUCUUGAACUAUGACCUGCUUAUUGGUGUAAAUCAAGGUGAGGGGCUGAAAUUUGUGGAUGAUGGGGGCUCUGAGAGUGAAGAGGGGAUUUCAGCGGCAGCAUUUGACUACACCAUCUCUAAUUUUGUUGACAACCUCUAUGGAUACCCUGAAGGUAAAGACAUCCUGAGGGAGACUAUUAAAUUCAUGUACACAGAUUGGGCAGACAGAGACAAUGGAGAAAUGCGGCGGAAGACUCUCCUCGCAUUAUUCACUGAUCAUCAGUGGGUGGCUCCAGCAGUCGCUACUGCCAAGCUUCAUGCGGAGUACCAGUCUCCUGUUUACUUCUACACAUUCUAUCACCACUGCCAAACAGAAACACGACCUGAAUGGGCAGAUGCGGCACACGGAGACGAGAUUCCAUAUGUGUUUGGUGUACCUAUGAUUGGAGCAACUGACCUCUUCCCUUGCAACUUUUCCAAAAAUGAUGUCAUGCUUAGUGCUGUGGUUAUGACCUACUGGACCAACUUUGCCAAGACCGGGGAUCCAAACUUGCCUGUUCCUCAGGACACCAAGUUCAUCCACACAAAGCCCAAUCGCUUUGAGGAAGUGAUCUGGACAAAGUUCAACUCUAAGGACAAGCAGUAUCUGCACAUUGGCCUUAAGCCUCGCAUCCGUGACAACUACCGAGCAAACAAAGUUGCCUUCUGGCUGGAACUUGUUCCUCACCUCCACAACCUCCACGAGGAGUUCCCAAGCCCCACCACAACCCGGCUGCCUCCAGGGACAGCUCGUACCCCACACUGGAAGGUCCAAGGACCCCGCACAACACGUCAACCUUUCCCUACCUUCCCUUCAGAAACAGAGCCAGAUGGCUCAGAGCAGCCAAGAUUUUCACCUUUCCCAAGCGAAACCAGGGACUACUCCACUGAACUAAGCGCGACAGUAGCAAUUGGCGCAUCACUCCUGUUCCUGAACAUCCUGGCCUUCGCCGCUCUUUACUACAAACGUGAUAAACGGCAUGAGAUGCGAAGGCAUCGGUUGUCCCCGCAACGAGGCGUAACGACUAAUGACUUAGCACACAGCCAGGAGGAGGAGAUCAUGUCCCUGCAAAUGAAGCACUCGGAGCACGACGCACACCAUGACAUGGAGCCGUUGCGACCGCAUGAUAUUCUACGACCCGCAUGCCCACCCGACUACACGUUGGCCCUAAGGCGGGCCCCUGACGAUGUGCCACUCAUGACCCCCAAUACCAUCACCAUGAUCCCUAGUACCAUCACCGGCAUGCAACCGUUGCAUGCCUUCAACACCUUUCCCACAACCAUAGGCCACAACAACACCCUCCCCCACCCACACUCCACCACCCGUGUAUAGUACCAUCCCCAAGACGAGAGGACAAGCUCUCACACAUAUCCAGUUUUCUCUCUCUGUCCACCUUUCGAGCUCUUUAACCUAAAAAGCUCUUGGCUUCAGUACCAAGGUAGCAACAGUACAUCUUGUUGGUGUUCUCAUAGACAAAAAUCAGAGAAUUGCUAAGCGUUGUACACACUAGAGGAGCUUUGUUUACUAACUCUACAGUGAGCAACAAGUUUGGCUGGCGGUGACUAAUCCCCUUACCGGAUUUCUGCUUGCUGUUUAUUUUUUAACAAUGUCCUUAAAUAAAUGAGGCAGUGACUGGUUGAUAAUUGACUAAGGUCAUCUGAUGUCAUGAGUGGAAAUUAGAACUUUUUCCCACUUUUUUCUCUCGCUAAAGUGGCAGAGUGCAGAUCUGUGCAUCUCUUUAUCUACUUUAACUCGUCCAUUUCUUUGUUAUUCCAUUACAUUGUUGUCACUACCAAAUUAUUUAUCUUCCCUGUGAGCACUGUUUGAAUGUGAUCUGUAAACUUGGAUUCUGUUUACACAAAUUGUAGGAAGACAAAACAUGGAUAUGUUGUUUUAAACCUGCAGUCUUGUGACAAGAAUUAAAUCAUACCUUGUAAUAAGAGACAGAGAGAAUAAGUGAAAAUGAGAACCUCUGACAAAAGUGCCAACCUAAUCUCUCUCUAUCUAUCUCUCUCUCUCUCCCUCUCCAUGUCAUUUUAUCACACAUUUGAUUGGCUAUGUGUUAUUUCUUAGAAAGAUUUUUGUAUGUAUAGAUAUAUAGACAAAUAUAUAAAAGAAUGAAAUAUAUAUUUACAUGGUUUGCCUGGUAGGAUCUAUGCAUGAAAUAUUUUUAAAGCAACAAAUAUGACAUCAUAGUUGUGAGAGCUAUCAGUCGACCAAUGGCAGUGGUAGUGAUGCACAUGUAAUGUACUAGUGAACUACCAGAGCGAUCUUUGAUGAUCAGGUCAGUUUAUUGUCAGAUACUUAGAAACCACAAAUGGCAAAUGCACAUGUAGCUUUUUUACAUCUCUCUCUCUCUCUCUCUCUCUCUCUCUCUCUCUCUCUAUAUAUUUGCUCUUUGUUGAACACCAUUAUUUGAUAUUCGAAGGCCCAAAUAAUAAGCAGCUUUUGUGUACACAUGGUAAAUGUCUUUUCUAGCUAGUGUGUCUCUUGCCAUCUGUGUUAACAUGAGUGUGUGAAUUAAGCUGUAUGUCAACAGUCUUUUGCAAUAGUAUGUGUCAGAGAGAGAGAGAGGUACAAGAGAAAGUCAAUGACUCCACCAGCUGCUUAUUGUAAAAAUUCCCUUGUUAUUUAUCUCUUUCUCUGGCCCCCCUCUCAUUCAUACUGUUACAACCUAGAUAUAUGCCAUUGUACAUGUAAAAUUGUUUGUAUGGGGUUCUGUAAGUCCAUUGUGAGAGGCUGGAAGAUUAUAAGCACCUCAUAUAUUUCAGUUUGAGGUGUUUGACCACAUUUCUCCAUAUCACACAUCUGUCUGCAUGGAAAACCUGACUUUCUGGUUUACGACAAGCACAGCAAAGAGAAAGUCAGGGAUUGUGGUUAAACAGUUUCUAGUUAAAUUUCUUCCAAUCAAAAUCACCAGACAAAACAUUAACUAUGUGAUUAACAUGAUCACUUCUCUUCAUGCCUGGUUUGUCUCACUUUUAUGUCUCUGCUAUGUGUAACGGUAGGAUGAGGGUGUGUCAGGAAAUGUGUGUCUCGCUAUCGGUUCAGCUGUCUGAGAUAUCCAGAACAUUUCUCUGUCAUACACAGAACCAAUAUGAUGGAGCAAAAACUUAGCCACUAUGCUGCACAAUAUACUAUAACAUGAAGAAACUAUUUGCAUUGCUGAGCAAGUAUACUGGAGGUUCAGUAUGCCAUGCAAAGUGAACAUUUUCUGCAGUAAUGGACUAAAAACUCAGUGGAGCAACAAUAAACAAGGGGGAAGACUGCACAAACAACAGCUACUAUGAUAAAUUUGUUUUGAGGUCUGAGAGUAUAGUUUGAACCUGUGGAUAUGUAUCAUUUGUGGACUUUUAUGUGGUUGUAGGUAUAACUGACCUCCAUUUUAAACAAGCUGAGGACUUGAUUAUAGCUGCGUACAAAAAACAGCCUCAGUUCUAAUAAUCAAUACUGAUUUAAGGGAUGAGUUCAGGAUGUUUUGUUAUUUUUCUUGCUUGUUUUUGUACACUCAGCCACUAGAGUGUGAUGUUGUGGUGCAUACAGAAUAAAGACUCGACAUCCAUAAUGAGCCAUUCAUUGGGUCUUCAGUAGGCGUACAGUGAGAGAAAGAACCAUUGAAUUUAACUGUACAUUUUUAGUGUAAGAACAUAACAGCAGAAAAUAUUUGUAAAUGUUGAGUUACCUGUUUGUUUGAUGUUUUGUUUUUGUUUUAUUUUAUUUUUUUCUGGUCAAAUGAAAUAUGAAAUACUUUGUGAUCAGGACAACAGGUGCAAGUUGUAAUUCUGCCACCAGCAAAAUUGACAAAUCUCAUUCACAAGAGGUUAAAUUCUCUUUCUGCUGCUUCAUUUAGUUUUGGAUCUGUGGAUGGAGAUGAUUUAUUGCUCUUGCAUUUAAGCAUAAAAAUAUCAUGUAGCAUAUCUAUGUCACUUGAAUCAUCACAGCUAGUCAUAUUUCUGCACAAGUAUGAUUAACCGGAAUUUCAGAUACAGUAUAAAACCUGCUAGUUCUUAUAAAAUGUUUGAUAUGGAGAUGGACAAUGACCUAUAUUUUAUUUAGGCAGAGGAAACACUAGAAACUAUGGUAGAUAUGAGAAGUAUCUUUGCUGACAUGAACUCACUGUAGCAUUAAAUUCUUACCAAAAGACACUAGACGCCUUUGUGAAAUAACUAAUAUUAUGUAUAACUAAUAAAUAACUAUAAAUAAAAUGAAUAAAUGUAUACAUUUAUGGUCACAUUUUACACUACACAAGUACAUUUAAUACAUUUUGAAUGAAUUUGUGAAAUAAUGGCAUAAUAAAGAUGGAAUUAAGAGUGCAAGAGGAUCUCAGUAUGUCUGGCGGUUUAAAGAUAACCGAAUAAAUGAAGCACAUGUUUUGAAAAUAGAAAAUACAAUUUGACUGUGACCUAAAGCAAAUUUACACCUGUUGCCCUGUUUUACUCUAUGUUCAGAAUCAGAAAGCCACACUUUAGAUGAAGAAUAAACAUGUUAAUAAAUGAUUUUUAAAAAGAAAAGGUAAAAAUAUAUGAAUAAGGUGAUUUCUCUUAAUUUAGAAAUUAUAAUACACUGUAUACUGUGACUCUGAUCUGGGGAAUAUUAAAGAAAUUCAU